Hibiscus syriacus is the source of this 695-nucleotide messenger RNA. RefSeq lists its product as uncharacterized. The record is from RefSeq and is a predicted model, not a curated record. The transcript has a single exon. The coding region runs from base 96 to 572 and encodes 158 amino acids. Lineage: Eukaryota; Viridiplantae; Streptophyta; Magnoliopsida; Malvales; Malvaceae.
UCCUCCUUCGCUGUUCAGUCAACCCCUUUCUUCAAAUUCGUUUUCAAGAUAUAGAGAAGGAGAGAGGCCGGAGAUUUAGGUUUUCGAUAUCAACGAUGGCGGCAGCUCAUAUUGAUGUAGUAGACACAGCAGUAACCGACGAAACGACGUCGAAUUCCCUAGUAAAGAACACUCGUUGCUGCUGUUUCCCUUGCUUCAGCUCCCCGUACUCCCCCGUCGGCACAGCCUUUUGGCAGCGGAUAAGCAGUACGUCGUCCCAGUUCCAGUCCGGUACUGGAUUAUUGACUCGAAUCGUUUCGGCGGUCCAGAAGGUCCGGGAAUGGUCCGAGAUCGUCGCCGGUCCCCGGUGGAAGACUUUCAUAAGGAGAUUCAACCGGAAUAAAAGCGGUAGGCACGGACAAUUCCGUUACGAUCCUUUGAGUUACGCUUUGAAUUUCGAUCAAGGCCCGAUCAGUGAUUCGGAAGACGCCGAUUACGAGUACGGAGGGUUUCGGGCUUUCUCGGUCCGGUACGCUUCGGUUUCCCCCGGUUCGGAGACAACGGCCUUGGCUUACCGGUCUCAAACCGGAUGAAUCAUGAGAGUGAACCGGACUUUCUCUAUUGAUGACGUCAUUAUGGCUCGGCUUAUUUAUAUAUGAUUGCACUAGUGUAGGGUUUUUAUGAGGAUGAGGUGUGUGGGAUUAAGAUAAGUACAA